Messenger RNA from Cydia splendana, 3549 nucleotides. RefSeq names its product DNA-directed RNA polymerase I subunit RPA2 (gene RpI135). NCBI's taxonomy places the organism in Eukaryota, Metazoa, Arthropoda, Insecta, Lepidoptera, Tortricidae. Gene Ontology annotation, biological process: DNA-templated transcription. Gene Ontology annotation, molecular function: ribonucleoside binding; DNA binding. The coding region runs from base 55 to 3492 and encodes 1145 amino acids. Gene Ontology annotation, cellular component: RNA polymerase I complex; nucleus. The record is from RefSeq and is a predicted model, not a curated record. The transcript is spliced from 20 exons.
GUGCGACUGUGGCUUGUGGUUAUUUCAUGUUGCAUUUUUACGGAACUCGUUCACAUGGAUUCGUUAAAAGGAGAAAAACACAAAACGAAACUAAAUGCAAAGAAAUUUGCUAAAAAUCCUUCCCUUGCGUACACUAGCCAUCCUGAUUAUCGGAAACCGCCACAAAUUGCUAAUCCGUAUUUGCAAUGUCUCGGAGCGCCACAUAUAGACUCGUUCAAUUUUAUGCUAACAGACGGGCUAAAAGCUACAAUCCAAAAUAUUGUACCCCUCGAGUUCGAGUUGACGACAACAGGGCAGCGCGUAAAAGUGAGCAUAAUCGACGGUACGUUCGCGAAGCCGUCGGUCCCGAUGGAGGCGGUUGGCAUAAAGACACAAAGCGUAUACCCAACAGAAUGUAGGCAGAGGGCGGCAACUUAUAAGGGUGAAUUCAAGGUGCGGAUAUCAAUAACCAUUGAUGGAGUGGAGACUACAAUAGAUAGAUCACUUGGAAAUUUGCCAAUUAUGGUUAAGUCCAAAAUGUGUCAUCUGGCUGACAUGUCGCCUGAAGAGUUGGUAGCACAUAAUGAACAUGCAGAUGAAUGGGGUGGCUACUUUAUAAUUAAGGGCCACGAGCGGCUCGCUCGCAUGCUCCUUGUGACGAGACGCAACUUCCCCGUCUCUAUAAAGCGUGCUGGGUGGAAGACCAGAGGAAACCUUUUCUCAGAUUAUGGUAUAUUGGUGAGGUGUGUUACUUCUGACCAGACUGCUACCAACAACUCCUUACACUUUCUUCUAAAUGGAACUUGCAAGCUUAUGUUCUCUUACCAGAAGACUAUGUAUUACACGCCAUUACUGCUCAUCAUGAAGUGUUUAGUGGACUGGCAGGACCAUGCCAUAUACAGGGUGUUGCUCAGUGGCAAGAAAAAUGAUUUGUACUACGUGAGUUGCAUUCAAAACAUGCUACGUGAGUUGCACGAGGAGGGUCUGCACACGGGCGCCGAGUGCCGCGCCUACCUCGGCCGCAUGUUCCGGCCGCGGCUCAUCGGCGUGCCGCCCUGGGCCUCCGACGACGAGGCCGCCGCCUUCCUGCUGCAGCGCUGUCUGCUCAUACACCUGCACGACAACAAGGACAAGUUCAAUGCCCUCGUCUACAUGACGCACAAGCUCUAUGAUGUCGUACAGAACAAAUGCAAGGUGGAGGGCGCGGACGCAGUGAUGUGCCAGGAGCUGCUGCUGGGCGGGCACCUGUACCUGCAGGUGCUGAAGGAGCGGCUGGAGAUGAUACAGAUCGCCUUGCGCUCCAACAUCACCAAGCGCAUGCAGCCCGGGAAUCCUCUCACACUCAAUGCGAAAGAGUUGAACAUGAUAAUGCGGUCGGUGGGUACCCUCGAGCAGCGCAUGGAGACGUUCCUGGCGACCGGCAACGCGCCCUCCAACCACGUGUCGCUGCCGCAGUACAAGGGGCUCACCAUCGUGGCCGAGAACAUCAACCGCAUGAGAUACAUGUCGCACUUCAAGGCCAUCCACCGUGGUUCAUUCUUCAUGGAGAUGCGCACGACGGAGGCGCGGCAGCUGCUGCCGGACGCGUGGGGCUUCGUGUGCCCCGUGCACACGCCCGACGGCGCGCCCUGCGGCCUGCUCAACCACCUCACCAUGUCCGCGCAGGUGACACAAAAUCCAGAUCCCAAGAAAGUCGAACAACUGCCUUCUGUCCUAGAGCGAUGUGGAAUGGAGCCAACCAGCACCAUAUCCCACACGCCCCUUUCCACGGACGAGUACAAGUACCCAGUGUUCGUGGACGGCCGGCUGGUGGGCUACUUCGCCGAGGACACGGUGCACAAGUCCACCGCUUACUUGCGCACGCUCAAGAUCAAGGGCGACGAGGUGCCCAUUAGCACCGAGAUCGUCGUCAUACCAAAGAAGCAGAAUAACGGCCAGUAUCCGGGCGUGUUUCUGAUGACGACGGAGGCGCGCAUGAUGCGGCCCGUCAUCAACCUGGCCACGGGGCAGCUCGAGCUAAUCGGCACCAUGGAGCAGCUCUACCUCGACAUCGCCGUUUCUCAACAAGAGAUCUACAAGGGUAAAACUACACACAUGGAGCUCUCAAAAUCGGCCUUUAUGAGCAACCUGGCCCAGUUGGUGCCGAUGCCCGACUGCAACCAAUCGCCACGUAACAUGUACCAGUGCCAGAUGGGUAAACAGACGAUGGGUACGCCGAUCCACACGUGGAUCACGAACGCGGAGACCAAGCUGUACCGGCUGCAGACGCCCGCCACGCCGCUGUUCCGCCCCACGCACUACGACAACAUCGGCCUCGACGACUACCCCUGCGGCACCAACGCCAUUGUAGCCGUUAUUUCUUACACGGGCUACGACAUGGAAGACGCGAUGAUCAUCAACAAGUCGGCGUACGAGCGCGGCUUCGCGGCCGGCACGGUGUACAAGUCGGAGAUGGUCGAGCUGCCCAACGGCUCCUCCUACUUCAGCCGCGACGACUCCAAGCCGGCGCUGCUCGCACACCUCGACGCGGACGGCCUGCCGCCCGUCGGCGCGCGCAUACAGCCCGACGACCCUAUUUACAGCUACUACGACGGUGACAAGAGCCAGUACGUGGUGUCGCGGUUCCACGGCAAGGAGGAGGUGUUCGUGGACAGCGUGCGGCUGUGUGGCGAGUUCAACCCCAACGCGCCCAAGAAGGCGUGCAUUAUGCUCCGGAUACAGCGUAACCCGACGGUAGGCGACAAGUUUGCGUCCCGCGCCGGCCAGAAGGGCAUCUGCUCGCAGAAGUGGGUGGCGGAGGACCUGCCCUUCACCGAGUCGGGGCUCAUCCCGGACAUCCUAUUCAACCCGCACGGCUUCCCUUCUCGUAUGACCAUCGCUAUGAUGAUCGAGUGCAUGGCGGGCAAGGCGGCGAGCGAGCACGGACAUGUACACGACGCGACCCCGUUCCGUUUCAACGAAAAGGACACAGCCAUAGAAUACUUCGGCAAGCUGCUGGAGGCGGCCGGCUACAACCACUACGGCACCGAGCGCAUGUACAGCGGCGUCGACGGCCGCGAAAUGCAGGCCGACAUCUUCUUCGGCGUCAUACACUACCAGCGGCUCAGGCACAUGGUGUCUGACAAGUGGCAGGUCCGUACGACCGGCGCGGUGGACCGGCUGACGCGGCAGCCGGUGAAGGGUCGCCGGCGAGGUGGUGGUGUGCGUUUCGGAGAGAUGGAGCGCGACGCGCUCAUCUCACACGGGGCGGCUUUCCUGUUGCAGGACCGCCUGCUAGAGUGCUCCGACAAGAGCCAGGCGAUAAUGUGCGUGAAAUGCGGGUCGCUGCUGGGCCCGAUCGUGGGCGGCGCGCUGGGCGCCAAGGAGACGUGCCGGCUUUGCGGAGAAGGUCACCUCGUCGCGCUCGACAUACCCUACAUCUUCAAGUUCUUCGCCACGCAGCUCGCCUCCGUCAACAUCAACGUUAAGAUAAACUGCGAUAUAAACCUUGCUGUUAGGAGAGAGAAAAUUUAGAUGUUAAGUACACCUAACCUAGCUCACUUAAAAUAAAACUAUUAUUAUAUUUUCUUA